AGGUAGGGCCUCAGAGCGAAGAUGGCGACGGACAAACAGAAACAUGAAGGCAGGGUGAAAAUUGGACAUUAUAUACUGGGAGACACGCUAGGAGUGGGGACGUUCGGAAAAGUCAAAGUUGGCCAGCAUGAGCUGACGAAGCAUCAAGUGGCCGUGAAGAUUCUAAACCGACAGAAGAUCCGCAGUCUGGAUGUGGUGGGGAAAAUUCGACGUGAAAUCCAGAAUCUCAAACUUUUUCGUCACCCACACAUAAUCAAACUUUACCAAGUUAUCAGCACACCGACAGACAUCUUCAUGGUGAUGGAAUAUGUGUCUGGAGGAGAACUCUUCGACUACAUCUGUAAAAAUGGCAAGUUGGAUGAGAAGGAGAGCAGGCGUCUGUUCCAGCAGAUCAUCUCAGGGGUGGAUUACUGCCACAGACAUAUGGUGGUGCACAGAGACCUCAAGCCUGAGAACGUCCUGCUGGAUGCGCACAUGAAUGCCAAGAUUGCAGAUUUUGGCUUAUCAAACAUGAUGUCAGAUGGAGAGUUUCUAAGGACGAGUUGUGGCUCUCCUAACUAUGCUGCUCCAGAAGUCAUCUCUGGAAGGUUAUACGCAGGGCCCGAGGUGGACAUCUGGAGCAGUGGAGUGAUUUUGUACGCUCUACUGUGCGGGACGCUGCCGUUUGAUGACGACCACGUGCCAACACUGUUCAAGAAGAUCUGCGAUGGGAUCUUCUUCACGCCUCAGUAUCUGAACCCCUCCGUUAUAAGCCUUCUAAAACACAUGCUCCAAGUGGACCCCAUGAAGAGAGCCACCAUCAAAGAGAUUCGGGAGGACGAGUGGUUUAAGCAGGAUCUUCCCAAGUAUCUGUUCCCUGAAGACGCUGCAUAUAGCAGUAAUAUGAUUGAUGAGGAGGCGCUGAAGGAGGUGUGUGAGAAGUGUGAGUGCACUGAGGAGGAGGUGCUCAACUGCUUGUACAGUCGCAAUCACCAGGAUCCUCUUGCUGUGGCCUAUCACUUGAUCAUAGACAACCGCCGCAUUAUGAGCGAAGCCAAAGACUUCUAUUUGGCCUCCAGCCCGCCAGACAGCUUCCUAGACGAUCUUCCCGCUCAUCACUCAGCUAAGGUUCACCCUGAGCGAGUGCCCUUCCUAGUGGCUGAGUCUCAGCCACGUCCUCGGCACACACUAGAUGAGCUUAAUCCCCAGAAGUCCAAGCAUCUUGGUGUACGGCGAGCCAAGUGGCACCUGGGAAUCCGCAGCCAGAGCAGGCCGAAUGACAUCAUGAGCGAGGUCUGUCGUGCCAUGAAGCAGCUGGACUAUGAGUGGAAGGUAGUAAAUCCUUAUUACUUGAGAGUGCGAAGGAAGAACCCAGUCACUGGCAUGCAUACAAAGAUGAGCCUCCAGCUCUACCAAGUGGACAGCAGGACCUAUUUACUAGACUUCAGGAGCAUAGACGAUGACAUGAUGGAGGUAAAAUCAGGAACCGCUACACCUCACCGCUCGGGCUCAGUCGGGAAUUACCGGACUACCCUAAAGAACGACAAAAGUGAGAAAAACGAAUGUGAGGACGCUGCAAAAGGCGAAGCGUCUGCACCUUCCACGCCUCCGAUUUCCGCAAGUAAAGUGGCGGAAGGCUCUCUGGCCUCUUCUCUUACCUCGUCUGUGGAUUCCACCGGUGGAGAAAUCCUCCCCCGUCCUGGAAGCCACACCAUAGAGUUCUUCGAGAUGUGCGCCAACCUCAUCAAGCUGCUAGCACGAUAACUUAUGGUUCCUCUGAUGCCUUCUCUCUCUCUCUCUCCCCUCUAUCUUCCCUUCACUCUCUAGCUCGGUUUCUCUUUCUUCUAGAAUACUACCUCUUCGUUCUCUGAUAUUUGUGUCUUCAUUCACAGCAGUCCUUCUGUCUCUCUCUCUCUUUCUCUCUCUCUCUCAGUGUCUUUAGAGCAAUAAAGCAUGCGGACAGA
Molecule: messenger RNA, 1943 nt
Organism: Danio rerio (zebrafish)
Lineage: Eukaryota; Metazoa; Chordata; Actinopteri; Cypriniformes; Danionidae
Gene: prkaa1
Product: protein kinase, AMP-activated, alpha 1 catalytic subunit
Biological process (GO): positive regulation of catabolic process
Cellular component (GO): cytoplasm; nucleus; late endosome
Molecular function (GO): nucleotide binding; AMP-activated protein kinase activity; protein serine/threonine kinase activity
Source: RefSeq, marked provisional